Molecule: messenger RNA, 2184 nt
Organism: Aspergillus ibericus CBS 121593
Lineage: Eukaryota; Fungi; Ascomycota; Eurotiomycetes; Eurotiales; Aspergillaceae
Product: putative exonuclease
Exons: 3
Coding region: 1-2184 (727 amino acids)
Biological process (GO): mismatch repair; DNA recombination; DNA double-strand break processing
Cellular component (GO): nucleus
Molecular function (GO): 5'-3' DNA exonuclease activity; 5'-flap endonuclease activity; metal ion binding
Source: RefSeq, a predicted model, not a curated record
AUGGCUUACUCAAAACCAUGUAAUCUGAAGAAGUUUAGUGGGCAAACCCUUGGGGUCGAUGCAUAUGGAUGGCUGCAUCGAGGUACGGUCGCCUGUGCGGUGGACUUGGUACUGGGCAGGCCUAGCAGAAAACACAUUGAUUUCGUCCUGAACCGAGUUCGCAUGCUCCUCUACUUUGGUGUGACGCCUUAUCUUGUCUUCGAUGGUGAUGAGUUGCCCAGUAAGCUUGGAACGGAGGUGGAGCGCCAUAAGAGGCGGCAGGAGAGCAAAGCCCUCGGAUUGGAACUUCAGCGAAAGGGACGGACUGCGGAGGCAUACCAGGAAUUGCAGAAGGCCGUGGACGUGACCCCUUUGAUGGCCCGCGAACUGAUAGAGGAGCUGAAGAAAAUGGGCGUUCAAUACGUGGUGGCACCAUACGAGGCGGAUGCGCAACUGGCUUAUUUGGAACAAGAAGGCAUCAUUUCUGGGAUCAUCUCAGAAGAUUCGGACCUGCUCGUAUUCGGUGCGAAGCGAUUGUUAUCCAAGCUCGACCAGCACGGCGACUGCAUUGAGAUUAAUCGCGCUGACUUCUCGGCUUGUCGAGAGGUAAGUCUGAUUGGUUGGACCGAUGACGACUUUCGACGCAUGUGUAUCCUCAGUGGCUGCGAUUACUUGCCCAACAUUGCACGAUUGGGAUUGAAGACAGCCUAUCGAAGCAUUCGGAAAUACAAAAAUGUUGAGAGGGCACUGCGCAUGCUUCAAUUUGAAGGACAAUACCACGUUCCCUCCAAUUACCUGGACAACUUCAGACAGGCGGAGCUUACGUUCCUGUAUCAGAGGGUGUUUUGUCCGAAAGCUGGGAAACUAGUGACUCUCACUGCACCCGAGUCUGAUACUAAGCUAGAAGACCUCACUUUCAUUGGUGAUGAUGUGGAUCCUGAGAUUGCGGUGGGAGUGGCUCGUGGUGAUCUGGAUCCGACGACGAAGGAACCUCUUGUGCUAAAGCCAUCAGUUGCGGAGAAACUGGCCGAUAAAAGGCUUACCAACACCAUAAACCGGCGACAGACACUAGGCUCAUCUGCCGAACUCAAGCCGAAUAAACCCAUCAGCUCCUUCUUCACCCCCAAACGAGUUCCGCUGGCGGAGUUGGAUCCGAACAGUCUCACACCCUCUCCGAGCCAGCAACGACUUCUACAACGCCAUGCCAAUAGCUCAUGGGACAGUGUUCCUGCACCGUCCCGGCCAGGUCUAGUCAGAUCUGCUUCGUCCGUGGGAUUAAGCAGGCCCUCGAGUCCACUAGUCAGAAGUGUCGAGCGCAACUCCUUCCUGGCCCAGGCCUCCAGAUUGUCGAAUCUGCAACCCGCUAAACGGCAAAGGCUGUGUUCCGAUGCGGAUGAGACCAGCCUGCCGAACCUGCCCGACUGUCGCAGCAGAUUCUUUCCCGGUACCUUGGACGACUCCAGUCCGAGCGCACAGAAGACUACUCGCACGAAGAAAGCGCGCAAGUCUACCUUGGACGUUUUCUCAGAUGACUCUGCAGAAGAUUUGAUGUCACAGCUACCAGACCCUGUGCAGGCACCCAAGGAUCAGACACGCACUGUCGAUCCGAAUCCUUCUACUGCAGACGAUAGUACGCUUGAACAGCCUGCAGUCGCUUCUGAGCCUGGUCCAGAAGUCGGGAAAGGGCAAGCUCCGGAACAGUCCACCACUGACCAAGCUUUGGGGUCGAGCUCAAACCCUGUUAAUCCCAGCCCCUUGCGUCGGCAAAGUUCUGCGUUGCUUUCAAGGUAUGUCUUUCAAGCGGGCAAUUCCUCCGUCAGUCCCCGAAGAGGUGGCCCUGGUGGCGAGGAUUCCCAGCCGAUUUCCUUGAAUGAGCAUAAGACGACUCCUAGCGUGCCACACAGCUCGAAAACCCCACCCAGACGUCAGCGGACAACGCCAUUGCAGCGCUUAGGCCAAAGUGCCUUGUCUCGGUCUCGAUCACUCAACUGCGUUUCCCUAGCGGCUUUCGGUACUUCGAAAAGACCCACGACCCCGGGAAUUGGAAAUCGUGAGCUCAAGCCUGUGCAGACCUUGACCACUCCCAGCCAGGGCAGUGAAGACAUGAUCAUACCGGAUAGUGAGGAUGACGAGAGUGACGAGAUACAUACGCAAAAGACCGCUGUCUCGUUCGACGUCCGGCGGUUUUCCUUCAUGGGGAAAUAA